CAGCAGUACACAUCAACGAUGCGAGCGGCGGCGGCGGUAUGCGUCCUUCUGGCACACGCCGGGAUGUCCAUGUUCAACAGCAACGAGGUGUGCGAGCCCAAGACAGUCAUCUGCAAGUCUGCUAAGCGGGGAGCGAAGACGGUUCUUGCGCCAAAGCCGAAGUACAAGGUGUGGGCGAACGGGUGUGGCACCGACAGCAUGGGGUUCCAGCUCAUGGGCGAUGAACAUCUCGACUUCACGGACUGCUGCAACAGGCACGACGCGUGCUACGGGGUCUGCGGCAUCUCCAAGAACCUGUGCGAGAAGAAAUUUUCCAAGUGCAUGAAGGACAAAUGCGCGCUGGAGCCAACGGCGGACCUUCAAAAGUCGUGCGAGACCACGGCCGAGCUGUACGCGAUGGGGCCGAACUUGAUGGGAUGCCCCGCGUUCACGGCUGGGCAGAAGGAAGCGUGUGAGUGCGUCGACGCGGGAAAAGCAGACAAGUUGAAUCGAGAGCGCCUCGAGCACUUCCUAGCCCACCAAGCGAAAGACGGUGCGGCUGAGGACGUGGAUGGCCUCCUGGCCAAGUACAAGGGCAAGGAACCCGUCAUGUUUCUGCGCCUUUUAACCAAGUACCCCGACGCCAUAACGCUGAAGAAGGCACGAGUGAGCGAACAUGCCAAGAUGUUCGAGGCCCUCAAGAAGAAAACGCAGGAAGAGGCUUCCUCAGCCGACGAACACAGCGACGUGGAAGCGCACAUCGAGCUGUAAGGUGGGCAGUCGAAGGAGGCGAAGAACACGCGCGUGCGAGCGGUCAAUCUUGAAAGGAGUAACGACUUAAUCCAAUGUGGAAGCUGCUCUUACUU
Aphanomyces invadans is the source of this 845-nucleotide messenger RNA. RefSeq lists its product as hypothetical. The record is from RefSeq and is a predicted model, not a curated record. Gene Ontology annotation, cellular component: extracellular region. The transcript is spliced from 4 exons. Gene Ontology annotation, molecular function: A2-type glycerophospholipase activity; calcium ion binding. Lineage: Eukaryota; Oomycota; Saprolegniomycetes; Saprolegniales; Verrucalvaceae. The coding region runs from base 19 to 750 and encodes 243 amino acids. Gene Ontology annotation, biological process: phospholipid metabolic process; arachidonate secretion; lipid catabolic process.